AUCUAUAAAUUAUAUGCGCGGUACACUUCGUAUAGAGCAGUUGUGAUGUGCGGUUCAAAUUUCUUUUGAAAAGAUUGAUACGCCGCCGGUAAACGUAAUCGUAUUAAAUACUUGGAAUUUGGAAAAUGGAAGCAUUAAAAAUUGCAUACAAACUAGAGCGGCAAUUUCUUGUGAAAUUCUUAUUUGUUUUGGGUGCGACCGCAUUGGCUUACGGACAGGAUGAUGGAUUUGCGCAGGAUGACAACGUUUACUCGUGGUAUAUUUUGGAUGUAACGCGAAUAUUACAAAAUGCCGAAAGUAAUAUUAUUGUUUCACCAAGCAAUAUAAGAGCGCUACUGAAAACACCACCGAGCAUGAAUUUACGUUUCGGAUUCGAUGAAAAAACGAUGCUAGGACAAAACGUAAUAUUCGCCGAAUCAAAUAUGAUUCUAAAUAAUCCGGACACUUUAGAAUGGUUUUAUGAUUGCAAAAUUCAAGAAACAUCUUUCACUGAUAAAAAGAAGCUGAUUACUAGUAUCAACGAUUGGUCCGAAAACAUAGCGGAUCAAACUAUUCUUAAAUCAAGUGAAAUGAUUUUAAAAGAAGAAAACCUGCAAGUAUUAAUUUUAAAUAUGCUCAAUUUUAAGGAGACUUUACAGAUUAAUUUCAAAUAUACACUGAAUGCUACAUUUCAUGAAAGACCGGAUAGUACAAUCGUAUUACCAGCUGUGGAAACGACGGAAUAUUUGAAGUAUCUUGAUUCGCAAAUUUUGGAUGCUAAAAUAUUAGAAUUACCUUAUAGUAAUGGUUAUUUUAUGUAUAUUAUUCUACCCCAUACCAAACAAGGUGUCAACGAAACAAUCAAUAAUCUCGGCUACGAACAGCUUACGCGUAUCGAAUGGAUGAUGAAAGAACGGCGUGUGAAUGUAGUAAUGCCCACAUUCAAAUAUCACUUUAUCACGGACAUGAGAGAGCAUAUUCAAAAGAACUCUGCACAUCGCUUUGAUGUUGAUUUUGAACCUGCAUUUGGCGUUGAAACAAAGAAGAUAAAUAUUUUCCAAACAACACUUGUUCAGUUCGAUGGAAGCGGAAGAGCUCGAGUGGAAGACUACGAGAAAGUUCGAACAACUAAAUAUGAAAGAUUUCAUGUAGAUCGGCCUUUUGCUUUUUAUAUUAAAGAAAAAAGCACAGGUCGGAUAGUAUGUAUAGGUAAAGUUUUGAAUCCAGUGCAAUAAGACCAAAUUCUUAUUUUAAUGAUAAUAAUACGGAUAUUUGUAUACAAACAUAUGCAUGUGAAUUAUAGAAGAACAAGUAUGCAAAAUAAAUUUUAUGAAAUAAUAUGUAACAA
This is a messenger RNA of Bactrocera dorsalis (oriental fruit fly), 1327 nucleotides long. Its product is annotated as serine protease inhibitor 27A. The transcript has a single exon. NCBI's taxonomy places the organism in Eukaryota, Metazoa, Arthropoda, Insecta, Diptera, Tephritidae. Gene Ontology annotation, molecular function: serine-type endopeptidase inhibitor activity. The record is from RefSeq and is a predicted model, not a curated record. The coding region runs from base 126 to 1214 and encodes 362 amino acids.